Leptopilina heterotoma is the source of this 1835-nucleotide messenger RNA. Its product is annotated as RNA polymerase II degradation factor 1-like. The record is from RefSeq and is a predicted model, not a curated record. Bases 98 to 1702 code for a protein of 534 amino acids. The transcript is spliced from 8 exons. Lineage: Eukaryota; Metazoa; Arthropoda; Insecta; Hymenoptera; Figitidae.
AAUUUGUUCCAAAUUCAAUAACAUUUUAGUGGGGGUUUCGUUAUUUAAAGAUAAAAUAAUUCUGACUUUGACACAGUAAAAAAAGACAUUUUUCAUCAUGAGAGCUUUUACAGUAUUAUGUCUUGUCGCCUUUUUGUGGUCUUCUUCUUUUGGACAAGAAGAUGGAAGUUCUUCAAGUUCUUCAAGUUCUUCUAGUUCGUCCAGUUCCACUUCAUCAGGGGGAAAGACUAAAACAGUAACUGAAACUCAUACCACUGGAACUGGAAGUUCUGAUGCUCAAGCUGGUGCAAAUUCAGGGACAAGUGCUUACGUACCAAGAACUAAUUCAUGGAGUCAACCACCACCUAACGUAGGCCAUGGUCAUUAUCAAUUACCUGAUGGAGGAUUCACCACUUACAUUCCAGGUUGUGCGACGCCUGCUAAAUGCUAUCCACAACAACCUCACCCAGUUCAACAAUCUGUAGGAGUACAAGAAGGAUCUUCAAGUAUUUCAAAGUCUUCGAGUGUCGUUGGGUCAAAUGGACAAACUAAAACAUCUACCGAAACAGAUGUAAAGGGAGGGGGACAAGCAGGUUCUAAUGCUCAUGCUAAAGAAGGUGCUACUGUUCGAGUAAACGGUCAACGUCCCCAAACUGGACCACGUCCAGUGUAUCAACAUCCAGUACCCCAACAUCCCCAAAAUGCACCUCAACCAGUGUAUCAACAUCCAUUACCCCAACAUCCCCAAAAUGUACCUCGUCCAGUGUAUCAACAUCCAGUACCCCAACAUCCUCAAAAUGCACCUUAUCCAGUGUAUCAACAUCCAGUAGGUAAUGGAGGUGGUGUCUCUUAUCAGGUUCCAACUCAAGGAUAUUCUCAUUAUGUCCCAAUUUGUCCGUCUGGAAAUUGCAUUCCACAACAAGCUUAUCCAGUACAACAAUCUGUAGGAGUACAAGAAGGAUCUUCAAGCAUUUCAAAGUCUUCGAGUGUCGUUGGGUCAAACGGACAAACUAAAACAUCUACCGAAACAGAUGUAACUGGAGGGGGACAAGCAGGUUCUAAUGCUCAUGCUAAAGAAGGUGCUCCUGUCCAAGUAAAUGGUCAAUUUUUCCAAAAUGGACCUCAACAAGUGUAUCAACAUCCAGUACAAAAUGUAGGUGGCUAUUUUCAGCUUUCAACUGGAGAAUAUGUCCAAUAUGUCCCAACUUGUCCGUCUGGAAAUUGCUAUCAACAACCAGCUUAUCCGGUACCACAAUCUGUAGGAGUACAAGAAGGAUCUUCAAGUAGUUCACAGUCUUCGAGUGUUGUUGGGUCAGAUGGACAAACUAAAACAUCUACCAACACAGAUGUAACUGGAGGGGGAGAAGCAGUUUCUAAUGCUCAUGCUGAAGGACCUCGUCCAGUGAAUAAUGGAGGUGGCUAUUAUCAGAUUCCAGCUAGAGGUUUUGUCAAUUAUGUUCCAAAUUGUCCGACUCAAAAUUGCUAUCAACAACAAGCUUAUCCAGUACAAUAUGGACAAAGAUUCGUUGUUCCAGGUCAACCUCAAUACUACGCUCAAGCAGGCAGCAUACCUUUCUUGAGUUCUCGACUUCAUGACGAUGGAAGGGCAAGCCUUCACUCGCAUAUGAGUUCUGCGGAUGCAAAAGGUAGUUUCAGUUCCAGUUCUUCUGUGAGCGAUGGUCAGACUAGUGAAUUGAAAACAACAGUGGGACUUAUUCACUAGAGAAACUUUAACUCAUUUAUUUAUGUAUUUUAAUAAUAUUUUAAUAUUUAUAAUACAUUAUUAAUAUAUAUAGUAAUAUAACAGCGUAAUAUAUAUAUGUGUUACAUAUAAUAUUUAUUAUGAAUGUAAAAAA